Messenger RNA from Vespula vulgaris, 2393 nucleotides. Its product is annotated as zinc finger protein 615. The transcript is spliced from 6 exons. Gene Ontology annotation, molecular function: protein binding. The coding region runs from base 871 to 2301 and encodes 476 amino acids. Gene Ontology annotation, biological process: regulation of transcription by RNA polymerase II. The record is from RefSeq and is a predicted model, not a curated record. Gene Ontology annotation, cellular component: nucleus. NCBI's taxonomy places the organism in Eukaryota, Metazoa, Arthropoda, Insecta, Hymenoptera, Vespidae.
ACCGGUGGAAAGAGGUAGAGAAGUGGGGCUAUACGAAGGGGGAAAUGAAAAGGGGCGAGUGAGUGAAGUUAAGCUCCAGAGAGAGAGAGAGAGAGAGAGAGAGAGAAGGAGGGAGAAGGAGAGAUAGAGAAUGGGGGAAAGGGAAGGGGUGGUUGAGAGAAAGAGAGGUGGUAGGGCGGAGGGACAGGGCGUUCGGAGCAUGAAUCGUGGAGCGAGCGGAUGGACGGGCGGAUGGACGGACGGACGCAAACGCUGAAAUCAGCUCGGCCGAUCGAUACGAUAAAUGGAUGCGUGCGAUUGGUAGCCAGGAAAAUCGAUGACGAACGCGAAUACAGGGGGGCUACAUAGACACAUAGGGAGGAGGGAGAGUCUAUACUAGCUCGGCGAAAGCGGCCGCCGCUACUGCCGCCGCCGCCGCCGCCGCUAUCGCCGCCGCUGCCGCUGCCGCUGCCGCUGCCGCUGGCGGCGGUGAGGAUGGAGCAAAGACCGAAAUAUCGAUUUUUAGGCCCCUACGCGGCGCGGUUCGAUGCUCAUAUCUGCCCCCGUCUUCCCCCCGGCCGUGCGUCCGCGCCGUCGGAGAGAGCGGCCGAGGGAGAUAGAAAGAGAGAACGAGAGAGAAGGCACCUUUCAAAACACCGACGACGACGACGACGACGACGUCGACGACGAGGACGCGCGCGAGAUACACCGUCGCGGUGCCGUCGCAGAAACGACGAACGAAACAACCUACGAUAAUAAGUACGGUGACCGAGAAAAAGCACGCAACGACUGCACGAUCACGGCAACGUCUUUGACGCGCGAUCCUCCUAGUGUGUGCACGAGGGAACAAUACUCGAUAAAUAAAGGGAGUGAGAUCUCUCUCUUCGACCGAUGUUGUCAGAAAAGAUGGCCAUCGCUGCUUCGGAGAAUUAUCAACUGAAAUGGCACAGCUACGGGGCUCAUCUUCACAGCUCCGUCGCGACGCUCCUCCAUUCGGAAUCCUUCGCGGAUGUUCUUCUGGCAACGUCCUGCGGCCGGCACGUGGCGGCACAUCGGUUUGUCCUUGCAGCCUGCUCCUCGUACCUAAGUCACAUCUUUCAAACCUGUCAUUUCGGGGCCAACUCGAAUGCCCCGACGAUCGUGGUAUUGCCAACGGAGAUCGGUUACCGCACGCUGAAGAUUCUUAUACAGUACAUGUACAGUGGAGAGGCGACUGUGACGAACGAUCAAUUGGAAGGAGUUUUAAAGGCUGGAGAUAUAUUGAGAGUACGUGGAUUAUGGAGAUCGAACACGGGCAGUAAAAAGGAGAACAUACAGUCCAACAAUCAAAAGGUCGAACGUGAUAAAAAGGAACAAGUACCGUUGACUGGACAGAUUCAGAAGAUAAAGCUGGUUCAGCCGACUACCGAGAGGAUCGUCGAAAACGUGCAGCAACCAGCGACAACGCAGAACAUCGUUCAAGCCCAAAAGCCGAUCGAAAGGAAGAAUGCGGAGAAGAUUGAGGAAAAGUCUAGCGAAUCUGAAACUAAAAAGAUCUUGGAGGAGAACAAGAAUAACGAACAGAACAAGAACAAGGAAAAUCUCGAGACUAAUAGGAAAUCGAGAAAGAGCGUUAGCAGCGACGUCGAGUCUAACAAGUCGAGAAGCGAAGGUGGCGAAAAUGCGGAAUUAAAUUUAGAACUGUUAGUGAAGGACGAGCCGAUCGAUUGGGAGGAAAGUAUCGAUCCAUCCGAAUCCCUGACGAUAGACCACGAGAUCGAUAUCAAACCUGAGAUCGUACACAGUGCCGACGAGGACGGUGAUUUGGAAGAGGAAGAGUAUACUCCGUUGACGUGCGACAUGUGCAGUCAAACUUUUAACAGGCCGUCGGAUUGGGUGAGGCACAUAGAAUUUACGCAUGCCGACAUGACCGAGAACAGAAGAAAGAAGAGGAAGGGUGACGUCGACGACGACAGUAAAGACUUUCCACCUUUAAAGUGCGAUCUCUGCGGGAAUAUGUAUCCAACGCCUCAGGAAUGGGUACGUCACAUACAGACGGAACACACGGAGGAGCAAUUGGCCUUGAUGAACAACUCGGCACCUCCUAAACCAAAAAGGGUACACAGUCAUCAAAAAUUAUGCAAUAUUUGUCAGAAAGUAUUCCCGAGUCACGCAUCGAUGGUAAUACAUCAAAGAACGCAUACGGGAGAGAGGCCUUUUCUUUGUUCCUAUUGUAAAAAAGGCUUUAACGUAAAAAGCAAUUUGCUGAGGCAUUUAAGGACGCUUCAUGACAAAUUCGUACAUCCAAGCUUGUAUGGGAGUAACGGUAACAAAAAUGGCUAAAUUCUUUCUCGUUUCUUUGAAAUAACAAAAGAAGAAAGAAAAAACACAGAGAAAGAAAGAAAGAAAGAAAGAAAGAAAAGAAAGAAAGAACG